Molecule: messenger RNA, 975 nt
Organism: Glarea lozoyensis ATCC 20868
Lineage: Eukaryota; Fungi; Ascomycota; Leotiomycetes; Helotiales; Helotiaceae
Product: RNA-binding, RBD
Exons: 1
Coding region: 1-975 (324 amino acids)
Biological process (GO): endonucleolytic cleavage to generate mature 5'-end of SSU-rRNA from (SSU-rRNA, 5.8S rRNA, LSU-rRNA); endonucleolytic cleavage in ITS1 to separate SSU-rRNA from 5.8S rRNA and LSU-rRNA from tricistronic rRNA transcript (SSU-rRNA, 5.8S rRNA, LSU-rRNA); small-subunit processome assembly
Cellular component (GO): nucleolus
Molecular function (GO): RNA binding
Source: RefSeq, a predicted model, not a curated record
AUGUCUACCCGUAAACACAACGACUUUCUUGACGCAGGGGAUAGUGAGGAGGAUGGGAGUCAAGGCUACAAUUCCGAAGCCGAGGAUCUACAAAAGGGGGCAAGAAGUGUGAAGAGGCGGAAGAUUGAUCGAGACGAGGUCGAUGCGAGCGAUGUGAGCGAUGAGGAAGUAGAGGACGAGGAAGAAUUGGAGUCUGAGCAUGCGCUGGAGGACAAGAAAAGAGCUAUUGAAGAGGGUGAGAAGGCCGAGAAGAAGGAAACUCGCGCGUCAAAGGAGCUUCCCAACGUCUCGAAGCCCCUCGCGAAAAAGAAUCUCGUCGCAACAAACGCUGCAAUCAAACGAUCCGGAGUUGUGUACUUAUCUCGAAUACCUCCAUUUAUGAAACCCACGAAAUUGCGAUCCCUACUCGAACCGUUCGGCGAAAUCAACCGCAUAUUCCUGUCACCAGAAGACCCAUCCUCUCAUGCUCGACGAGUGAAAAACGGCGGAAAUAAAAAGAGGUCCUUCACCGACGGCUGGGUCGAAUUCGUCAAUAAGAAGGACGCGAAAAGCGCAUGCGAGCUCUUGAACGCUCAAAUUAUAGGUGGCAAGAAGGGCACAUAUUACCACGACGAUGUAUGGAAUUUAUUAUACCUGAAGGGCUUCAAAUGGCACAAUUUGACAGAGCAAAUUGCUGCUGAGAAUGCGGAGCGGGCUAGUAGAAUGAGAGCUGAGAUUAGCAAGACUACGAAGGAGAACAAGGAGUUCGUUCAGAAUGUUGAGAGAGCUAAGAUGCUGGAGGGUAUGGAAGCGAAGAAGGCUGCACAGAGACGGAAGGCAGAUGAGGAGAAUCCAUCAAAGGAGGUCAAGUUGCCAGACGCGAAGAAGAAGGGCGGAGAAAGGCCACGCCAUUUUAAACAGACUCAAGUUGCUGCGAAGAGGAAACCGGAGGAUCAACCAGAUCAGGUGAAGAGGGUAUUGAGCAAGAUCUUCUAG